Messenger RNA from Oncorhynchus tshawytscha (Chinook salmon), 2181 nucleotides. Its product is annotated as cell division control protein 6 homolog. Bases 166 to 1851 code for a protein of 561 amino acids. The record is from RefSeq and is a predicted model, not a curated record. The transcript is spliced from 9 exons. Gene Ontology annotation, molecular function: ATP binding; DNA replication origin binding; ATP hydrolysis activity. Gene Ontology annotation, cellular component: nucleus. NCBI's taxonomy places the organism in Eukaryota, Metazoa, Chordata, Actinopteri, Salmoniformes, Salmonidae. Gene Ontology annotation, biological process: mitotic DNA replication checkpoint signaling.
AGUUGUGGAGACAUUUGGCGCAAGUUUUGUUUCUUAAGUCAGUCAGACUAGAGCGCGCCAGAGACCACACGAAAUCCAUCUAGACGACUAGCCGAAUACCACUUAAUCAAGAACUGAAAUAAGUCUUUUGAAACCGGUCUGGACGCUAAAGUGCUCACAGGGAAGAUGCCCAGCACACGUUCCCAGGCUCAGUCUAUCCUCCAGUUCCCCAGACGCAAGUCCUCUGGGGUUGACUCAAAAAGCACCCCCUCCAAGAGCACAUCCCAGCUGAAGGAGACCCAGUCCCUCUGCUCCGUGGGGGCUUCUAAACCGCAGUCCCUUCCAGAGAGGGCCCAGCUAACGCCCCUCUCACAUGGACCCGUGGCCCUCAAAGACAUAACUUUGUGCCCAAGAAUACCCCUCAGCCCUCGCAAACGCACAGGAGAUGAAAAUGGCUGUAACCUCAGUGCCACCCUACUGGGCUCUCCUCCCAAACAGCCCUGCCUUAACCUGGCCUCCCCCCACAAGCUGGGCUUUGAUGAGAACUCCCUCCUAUCCCCGAGGAGACUACUGACCCCCCUCUCCCCCAAACAGCAGCCCCUCUCCCCAACCUCCUGCCCCAGGGCCUCCCCCAGCAGACUGCAUGAGACCCCCAGUGGGAGCCCAUCAUGUCCCCGAUCAGAGAAGACCCCUGGGGUCCGCCUCUUUGCUGAAAAGUCUAAGUUCCACAGUGUGAAGCAGGCCCUCCACACUGCUGUCCCAGAGCGCCUGCUAUCCCGGGAGGCCGAGAGGUCCUCCAUCCGCUCCUUCCUGGAGGACAAGGCCCUGAAGGCCAGCCCGGCCAGCCUCUACAUCUCUGGAGCCCCCGGCACCGGCAAGACUGCUUGCCUCAACUGUGUGUUGCAGGAGAUGAAGGAUGAGCUGAAGGCGAUUCAGACGGUGGUGUUGAACUGUAUGGCUCUACGUAGCUCCCACGCCAUCUUCCCCUUGCUGGCAGAGAAGCUGGGGGCCUCCGGGGGCCACACUGACACCAAGCUGCAGAAACUGCUGACCAGCACAGGGCCCACUGUUCUUCUAGUCCUGGAUGAAAUGGACCAGUUGGACAGCAAGGCCCAAGAUGUUCUCUACACCAUCUUUGAGUGGCCCUACCUGCCCAAGUCCCGCCUCUGUCUCAUCGGUAUCGCCAACGCUCUGGACCUGACCGACAGGAUCCUCCCCCGGCUGCAGGCCCUGCCUCGCUGUCGCCCCCAGCUGUUACACUUCCCUCCCUACAGCCGCCAGGAGCUCGCCGCCAUCGUGCAGGACCGACUCGCACAGGUGUCCGGAGAAGGGUUACUGGACGCGUCGGCCGUGCAGUUUUGUGCCAGGAAGGUGUCUGCUGUGUCGGGAGACGCACGCAAAGCUCUGGAUAUCUGCCGGAGAGCUGUAGAGCUUGUGGAAUCUGACGACCGAAAGAAGGCCGCAGAAGCGACAGCGUCUCGUGUGAGCGUGCCCCAGGUGGCCAGGGUGCUGUCGGAGGUGUACGGGGACCGCAUGUCCUCCUCCGAGGGAGAGAGCUUCCCCCUCCAGCAGAAACUACUGGUCUGCUGUCUGCUACUGCUCACCCGCAACGGCAAGAACAAAGAGAUCCCACUGGGCAAGCUCCACGAGGUGUACAGCCGCCUGUGUGCCAAGAGACAGGUGGGUGGCGUGGGCCAGGGCGAGUGCCUCUCCCUCUGCGGUCUGCUGGAGAGCCGGGGCAUCUUUGCCCUGAAAAAAGCCAAGGAGGCUCGCCUCACCAAGGUUUCUCUGAAGAUUGAGGAGAGGGACGUGGAGAACGCUCUGAAGGAUCGCACCCUGCUGGGCAGCAUCCUGACCUCUGGCCUACCAUGACCUCUCACCCCAAUGAUAUCAACUGACCCAGAUUUAUAUUUGUGACUUAUUUUUUAAAAUAUUUUUUUUUGGGGGGGUGUACUAUUUAUUUUUUUGUCGGAUGAUGCAUAUCCAACUAUGACUUCCCUUUUUCAGAACAAUGGGAAAUGCAGCGAUUAGUUACGUUUUUAUUAACAGAUUAUGAACAUGGACUAAACAUUUCAAAUGGUCAGCCAAACUGACUAGCUGCUUUUAACUUGAGUUUAAAAUGCUAAUUUUAUUUUCUUUGGGGGGGGGUGAAAACCGUAUGUACAUUUAUGUUGUAAUAAAUGAAUGUACAAACUUUUUAAA